This is a messenger RNA of Chenopodium quinoa (quinoa), 1172 nucleotides long. RefSeq lists its product as uncharacterized. Lineage: Eukaryota; Viridiplantae; Streptophyta; Magnoliopsida; Caryophyllales; Amaranthaceae. The record is from RefSeq and is a predicted model, not a curated record. Bases 62 to 985 code for a protein of 307 amino acids. The transcript is spliced from 6 exons.
AAAGAGGCGGCACAUCACUCACUACAAGCAUCCUCCAUUUUUCUCUCUUGAAUCAUCAAAAAUGGCGGGUCUUGGUAAGAAGAAGCUUCAAAGGAAGGCAAAACAAGCUGAAAAACGAGCAUCAAAGAAGGAAAACAAUCAAGGAGAAGAAGAACAACAACCUUCAUCUUCUUCCUCAAAUCCUGGAAAUAACAGUGGUAUCAGUAAGAAGAAGCUUCAAAGGAAGGCAAAACAAGCUGAAAAGCAAGCAGCAAAAAAGGAAAACAAUCAAGGGGAAGAAGAACAACCUUCAUCUUCUUCCUCAAAUCCUGGAAAUGUUCAAGUUCUGCCACCUGAUGAAUGGUUUUCAAUGCUGAAGAAUGAUGUUCUUGAUUGUGGGCCCAUUGGAAAUGUUUUGGAUGGUAUCUUAAGAAAUACUGUUCGUAUGACUGUUGAAUUACGAGCUCCUAGAUUUGGUUCUCUUCCCUUACUUCUUGGCAAGAAUCUCGUUUAUAUUCAGCUUGUGGUGAUAGAUACUGAUAGAAGCAUUCAAGGGAAGCUGUAUACAACAGGAGCAGAAGUAGAACCUUAUGCUGUAAAUGUCAGUGCACAUUCCAGAAAGUUGUUCAAAGAUGCUGUUCCAUACUUGCUGAAGGAUACUGACCAAUGGUUGUUCUCCCGUUCUUUAGUUUUCAAAGGAUAUAAUGGUGUGAUUGAAAAAGCAGUCCAGUUCCCAUCUUAUGAUCCUACUGAUGACCUACUAGAACUACCCAAGAAUCUAUCCGGUAUUCGUUGUGCAGAGGUCUUCUUGUUCGUUGCUGGAGAUUUCGAUGUGAAAGAGGAUGGCUUGUGCUCCCGUGAUGCUGUGAAGGAACUUCUGCAUGAACUGAAUUCGAAAGAGGGCAUCUCCAAACUACUUGCCUUUGAUGUGGUGGCUGCAAGUGUCGUCGUUUCUAAAGAAAAGUCGGAGGGACUGAAGGAUGUGCAUCUGAGUUUGAUUGCUUGAUAUAUCUGCAACUAAAUUUUAACACAAACUUGUUUGCUAAUAUAUCAGAUGUAGUGUAAUAUAACUAAUGUUUAAGCAACUCGUUAACUGUGACUGGAUGGCUUGGGCUUGGUACUUGGAACUUUGGUAGGUGAUGCAAAAAUGUGCUGAGAUGUUUAAUUUCAGCUUGAUGUCUAUUUACUCCGAA